AUCUCCAACUACGCCGAGCUUGCCAUGUGGGCGGGGGCUCGCGAAUGCACUACGCGCGACCAAUUCUUCGGCCAUAGUGAGGUGUACGACGCAGCACACGAUCUAGCCGAGUUCAAGGCAAGGCCGGCCGAUUUUCGCUACGAGCUGAUCGUUCUGAAGUGUUUCACGUACGGUGACAAUGACGAGGCAAUGGGUAUACACAGAGGUGGCUGGACACUCGUGGACUUGGGCACGUAUGCUGUGCACCAUGCACGCGGGGCGUUUCAGCACAAAUUCAUCCCCUGGGCGUACAUGUUUGUCCGAUCUGAG
This is a messenger RNA of Phytophthora sojae, 309 nucleotides long. RefSeq lists its product as hypothetical. The record is from RefSeq and is a predicted model, not a curated record. The transcript has 2 exons. NCBI's taxonomy places the organism in Eukaryota, Oomycota, Peronosporomycetes, Peronosporales, Peronosporaceae. The annotation marks the transcript as partial.